AUGAAGGGCGGUGGUAUCGAGAACCCGGCGUUCGACACACCCUCCUCCGACUUCGGCCAGCGGUACCACGCGGGGCCCGCCGGGGCAGGGGCAGGCGCCGGCGCUGCGGCCCCCGCCGGGCCCGGCCCUUGCCCCGAGGAGGGGCCAUGCGGGUGGGGUCCCUGCGCCCCCAGAGCUCUGCAGUUCUGCAACAAUUCUGAGGGGUACUUGGUUGCUUAUAGCCUGUUGGCCAUCUUCCAAGGUAUUGUGGUAAAUGGCCUGAUUAACAUUAGUAUUUCAACAAUUGAGAAGCGUUAUGAGUUGAACAGUUCCCUCACUGGUUUAAUCUCUGCAAGCUAUGAUAUUGCUUUUUGUUUAUUGUCACUGUUUGUGUCUUACUUGGGAGAAAGAGGGCACAAACCACGAUGGCUUGCUUUCUCAGCAUUUAUGCUAGGACUGGGCUCACUUGUAUUUUCUUUACCACACUUCAGCAGUGGAAAAUACCAAUAUGGAGGUAAAAUUGAAGACACAUGUCAAACUGCAGAAACCACCUUUGCUAAUGCCACUUGCAGUGCCAGCACAAACUCUCCACUUCGCAAGUAUCUGUACGUCUUUAUCCUCGGACAGCUGCUGCUGGGAGUUGGAGGAACUCCUCUAUAUACUUUGGGGACAUCUUUUAUUGAUGAUAGUGUCCCAAAACAUAAGUCUUCCCUUUACAUAGGAGUUGGCUAUGCCAUGUCUCUGCUGGGUCCUGCUAUUGGCUAUGUCUUAGGAGGGCAGCUGCUUCAAGUUUAUAUUGAUAUCCAGAUCCCAAAAAGUACAAAGGUGGAUCAAGAUGACCCACGUUGGCUUGGAGCAUGGUGGAUAGGAUUUCUUGCAUGCUUUUUUGCAAUUUGGCUUCUUAUAAUACCUUUUUCAUGCUUUCCAAAGCACCUACCAGGAACUGCAAAAAUUCAGGCUGAAAAAAUCCCUGAAACUCAUGAUGGUGGAGGUCAAAUACUGGUUGAGACCAACGAUAUUGGACAAAGUUUUAAGGACUUUCCUGUGGCUCUCCUGAUACUCUUGAGGAAUCCAGUGCUCAUGAGUCUAAUAGUAGCCAGCUCCUCAGAAGCUUUAGUUGCCACUGGAUUUGCCACAUUUCUACCGAAGUUUAUAGAAAAUCAGUUUGGAAAGUCGUCAAGUUUUUCAGCAACUCUUGGAGGACUUGUACUAAUUCCAGGAGCAGCGCUAGGCCAAGUCAUAAGUGGUGUCUUGGUUUCCAAGCGCAAAAUGGAUUGCAAAGGCAUAAUCAAGUUCAUGAUAGGCACCUGUUCAGUGGCCUUAAUAUUAAACACAGUGUUUUUAUUUGCUAAAUGUGGGAAUGAACCUUUUGCAGGUGUCUCUGAAACAUAUAAUGGAAGAACAGGCACUCUAGAUAACUUAACAGCACCAUGCAAUGCGAACUGCAGGUGUUUGCGCUCCGUAUACUACCCAGUUUGUGGCAGUGAUGAAGUCCAGUACUUUUCUCCCUGUUUUGCAGGAUGUACUACAUAUCUUUUUAACAACAUGAAAAAGACGUACCACAACUGUUCCUGUAUUGGGAAAUCAAAAAGAGGAAAUGGUUUAGAAGACUUUCUCUAUGAAGCUGUUCCUGGCAAAUGCCCAACACAAUGCAAAGUUUUACCUUUAUUCCUGACCUUCUUCUUUUUUGCUGUUGUUUUUACAUUUAUGGCUACUACUCCAACAACCGUGGCCAUUCUCAGGUGUGUGCCAGAUAAACAGCGCUCAUUUGCUCUUGGAGUACAGUUACUGUUUCUGCGACUAUUGGGUACUAUUCCUGGACCAAUUUUGUUUGGUGUUGCUAUAGACAACAGUUGUACUCUGUGGGAUAUUGAUGAAUGCGAAACUAAAGGAGCUUGCUGGAUAUAUGACAAUGAAAGAAUGGCUUAUUUGCUCAUGGGCAUAAGUGCUGCAUGCAAAAUCGUCACAAUCAUCUUUGUGGUCAUGGCAGUGUAUUUCUACAAGCCUCCACCAUUAACUAAAGCCCUGCGACAAAAGACUUCAGAAAAGAUAUCUGCUAUACACACAUAAAUUAUGAGCAAAUCAGGGACUUCUGAAAGAAAACUGUAAAAAUAAGCAUUAUUACAACACUUGUACCAAAGUUCUUGUACACCAUUGCCUAAAUAUAAAAGAUCAUAUUCAACAUUUGAAGAACUUGAAAUAUUUUGA
Agelaius phoeniceus (red-winged blackbird) is the source of this 2187-nucleotide messenger RNA. It is a transcript of the gene SLCO4C1, whose product is annotated as solute carrier organic anion transporter family member 4C1. NCBI's taxonomy places the organism in Eukaryota, Metazoa, Chordata, Aves, Passeriformes, Icteridae. Gene Ontology annotation, biological process: sodium-independent organic anion transport; transmembrane transport. Gene Ontology annotation, cellular component: basolateral plasma membrane. Gene Ontology annotation, molecular function: protein binding. The record is from RefSeq and is a predicted model, not a curated record.